Messenger RNA from Salvelinus fontinalis (brook trout), 2642 nucleotides. RefSeq names its product beta-1,4 N-acetylgalactosaminyltransferase 2-like. Lineage: Eukaryota; Metazoa; Chordata; Actinopteri; Salmoniformes; Salmonidae. Gene Ontology annotation, biological process: UDP-N-acetylgalactosamine metabolic process; UDP-N-acetylglucosamine metabolic process. Bases 1 to 1443 code for a protein of 480 amino acids. The transcript is spliced from 10 exons. The record is from RefSeq and is a predicted model, not a curated record.
AUGGGCAGUCUUCAACAGAUGGGUAGAGGCAAGAAGAUACUUGUCCUAGCUAUUUUCUGUCUGUCAGCAUCAGCGAUGUACUCCUUCAUAUUCCACCAUAGCACAACAGAGGAAGACACAGAUCAAUUAGUUCCUCAGCAAAUAAGAGCCUUACCAUCCACCAGUCCCAGACAACCCAAUUGCACCUGUCAGGGAAGCGGAGUGUUUAUACUGAAAGAUCAUCUUCCAAAAGACCAGUAUGAUGACAUAGUCAAACGAAGAGCUGAGGAGUACAGGAAGCAUCAUAUCAGGACAAGCUCCAGUCUGAACAGGCUUAUAUUUGCUCCAUCCAACUCCCCUCUUCAGUAUCCAAUCCAGGGGUUCACUGUUGUCCCUCUUCGGAAGACAUUGAUACCAGGUUUAGCUCUCCAUGCAGCAAAAAGACAAAAUUACAAGGUGACUCUGAGUGUGUCCAGUGGUGUCCUGGCCAUCGAGGCCCUUGGAGAGGGGGACAAAGAGGGACAGGGAGAGAAAGAGAUCACUGUCCAGUCUACCAGCCUCUCUGACCUCAACAAUCUUCUGGGACAAAUUACCUACACCAGCACUGUGUACCGAAUGAGAACUGGAGAUCUGGCUCACUUCACGUUUGAACACCAUGAGGCUGUCUUCCCCAUUGUCAUCCAGCAGACAUCAGUGCCUGUUUUAUAUGACAUAGGAAAUGAUAUCAACUCCCGGGUGACCAUUGUCACCAAGACGUUUCUGAGAUACACCGAGCUGCAGGUCCUCAUCAGUAGCAUAAGGACCUAUUACAAGGACAUCAAAAUCAUCAUCGCCGACGACAGCCUGGAGCCACAGAAAGUGAACGGCUCCAACAUUGAGCAGUACAUCAUGCCCCCAGCACAGGGCUGGUUUGCUGGCAGGAACCUGGCUGUCUCUCAGGUCACUACCAAAUACUUCUUUUGGGUCGAUGACGACUUCCUGUUCACAGACCAAACCAAGAUUGAGAAUCUGGUGGAGGUGAUGGAGGCCACACCAGAACUAGAUGUGGUGGGCGGCUCAGUGGCGGGCCAUGGCCAGUUCUACUUCUCUUUGGUGUACGAGGAGGGUAAUGGGGAGGACGGGGGUUGUCUGAACAGAAAGAGUGCAGUGAAAUACCAACCUGUUCCAGGCUUCCCCACCUGCUCCUUCACCAGCGGGGUGGUCAACUUAUUCCUUGGUCGCACAGAUGCUGUGCGCAAAGUGGGCUUUGACCCCCUGCUGAAGAGAGUGGCGCACUCAGAGUUCUUCAUGGAUGGGUUGGGCAGUUUGCUGGUUGCCAGCUGUAGUCAUGUCAGCAUCGACCACCAACCCAGAAUUGAAAACGCAAAGUACUCUUCGUUCCGAAAUCAAAAAUCAAAAGACGCAGAGGACAAACUAGCCCACCACUUCUUCAAGAACCACCUGAAAUGUGUCCGUUAUGGAUAGUCUGGACCACAAUGACAAAACCAUUGAUGCCAUUCUUUGUGAUGCACCUGAUUGUUUUAAUGGUGUGAUUGAUAUGAGUGAAAGCCAUAUGGGUUACAUUUUCCAACCGGAUGAUUCAACAGUGAAGAUUUUCACACACAACUGCCUCAACACUCCUUUUUUAGCCAAAAACCUGGAGUUUUUCUCCUUCAUUUCGCAUGAGAGAAUGGCUUAAGAUAAGACUUUUGCUCUAUGUCAGAUCGAACAGGCCCAGGAAUUAAAUAGCUCUUCCUCUGGACCUCUGUCUCUACCCCCCAAAGGUGUGUGUGUGUGUGUGUGUGUGUGUGUGUGUGUGUGUGUGUGUGUGUGUGUGUGUGUGUGUGUGUGUGUGUGUGUGUGUCUUGGUUGCAUUGGGAGGUGUCAGGUUACACGCUAUGGGUUUACAAGCAGAGGAAAAUACUCAAGGACUUCUUUCUAAAAAUAAAUACAUUUAAAAACAUUCUUUACAACAAAAAUUAUAAUUACACAUUACCAUUCAAAGUUGAGGUCACAUAGAAAUGUCCUUGUUUUUUAAAGAAAAGCCUUUUUUUUGUCCAUUAAAAUAACAUCAAAUUGAUCAGAAAUACAUUGUUAAUGUUGUAAAUAACUAUUGUAGCUGGAAACGGCAGAUUUCUAUGGAAUAUCUACAUUGAUAUACAGAGGCCCAUUAUCAGCAACCAUCACUCCUGUGUUCCAAUUGCACGUUGUGUUAGCUAAUCCAAGUUUAACAUUUUAAAAGACUAAUUGAUCAUUAGAAAACCAUUUUGCAAUAAUGUUAGCACAGCUGAAAAUAUUUUUCUUUGCAACUCUGCCUAGAAGGCCAGCAUCCUGGAGUCGCCUCUUCACUGUUGACGUUAAGACGGGUGUCCUCUUGCUCAGUUGUGCACCGGGGCCCCCCACUCCUCUUUCUAUUCUGGUUAGAGCCAGUUUGCGCUGUUCUGUAGUACACAGUGUUGUAUGAGAUCUUCAGUUUCUUGGCAAUUUCUCGCAUGGAAUUUGCCUUCAUUUCUCAGAACAAGAAUAGGCUGACAAGUUUCAGAAGAAAGUCCUUUGUCUCUGGCCAUUUUGAGCCUGUAAACAAACCCACAAAUGCUGAUGCUCCAGAUACUAAACUAGUCUAAAGAAGGCCAGUGUUAUUGCUUCUUUAAUCAGAACAACAGUUUCCAGCUGUGUUAACAUAA